UACUGCAUGAUGGGGAAGUGAUUGCUGUGAAGAAGUUAAAUCCCAUGAUGCUAGCACUUGAUGAUGAGCCAUUUGAGAAAGAAUUUAAUAACCUAAUGAGGGUCCAGCAUCAGAACAUUGUACGGUUACUUGGCUACUGCUACGAAACAAAGCACACACAUAUUGAGAUCAAUGGACAAUUUCAUUUAGCUAAAAUAGAAAACAGAGCCCUUUGCUUCGAAUACUUGCAGCAUGGCAGCCUUGACAAGCAUCUUUAUGAUGAAUCAUGUGGACUUGAUUGGUGCACACGCUACAAAAUAAUUAAGGGGAUCUGUGAAGGUUUAAAUUACCUUCAUGGAGGAUUAAACAAACCUGUUUUCCAUCUGGACCUAAAACCUUCCAAUAUAUUGCUAGAUAAGAACAUGGUACCGAAAAUUGCAGAUUUUGGGUUGUCGAGGUUCCUCUUGGAAACAAAAAGCGAUAUAUUGACAGAAACUAUGAAAGGCACGGUUGCGUACAUGCCUCCAGAGUACCUAGCACAACGCCAAAUCUCUAAAGAGUACGAUAUAUUCAGUUUAGGCAUUAUAAUCAUACAGAUAAUAACUGGACCUGAGGGCCACUCCAAAUAUCUUAAAGGGUCUCCCCAAGAAUUUAUCGACCUUGUGCACAAUAAAUGGGGGAAUAGGAUACAGACAACAUCAAUGUACACAGAAGAAUAUUGCCAGCAAGUGAAGAGAUGCAUUGAGAUAGCAAUAAACUGCCUGGAAAUUGAAAGAAAAAAGAGGCCCAAGAUAGGAGAUAUUAUCUACGACUUGACACAGACAGAAUCUGUCAUUCAUGAAGUGUCGAUGCCAUUUUCUGAGGAGUUCAAAAGUACUAGUUUACUACAAGAAGGAAGAGGAGGAGGGGAGGAGAAGAAGGCUGUGCUUGCCAAGUUUGGGCCCUGGGGAGGAAAUGCUGGGAAGACUCACAACAUCAAGGUGGCACCUCACCGUCUGGAAAGCGUUACAAUUUGGAGCAAGGAUGUUGUUGAUGCAUUUGCAUUUUCGUACAGUGAACUUAAUGGGAAGAAGCACACUAUAGGUACAUGGGGUGGCCCUGGUGGGAUUACCAAUAGGAUUCAGUUUGGCCCUUCAGAAUUUCUGGUGGAAAUUUCUGGAACAACUGGCCCAUAUUUUUACGAAGUGAUUGAUGUGAUCAAGUCACUUAAGUUGGUCACAAAUGUUCGUAGUUAUGGACCUUAUGGCUCAGGAGGAGAAACUCCUUUCCACACUUCAGUGCAAGACAAUGGCAGCAUUGUUGGUUUUUUUGGGCGUGCAGGACGUUUUCUCCAUGCCAUCGGUGUCUACGUGAAUCCCAACAGACUCACCCUUGCUGAACUGGAAACAAUGGAGGAUAGAGAGCGAGAAGAGGAGGAUGGGGUCACCAAGAUUGGACUCUGGGGAGGGAAUGGAGGGAUGCCUCACGACACGGAGGUGGUACCUCACCGUCUGGAAAGUAUGACAAUACGCAGUGAUGUCGUGAUACAUUCACUUGCGUUUUCGUACACUGAUGUUAAAGGGGUGCAGCGCACUACAGAUCGAUGGGGAGGUCCUGGUGGGAGUGCUUAUUCGAUUCAGCUCGGACGUUUCGACCAUAUAAAAGGAAUUUCUGGAACAUUUGCUCCAUUUGGCACAUCACCUAAUGUUAUAACAUCGCUUACUAUUACCACAAAUGGAGGUCAAAAAACAUACGGACCUUUUGGACAAGGAGGAGGAACUGCGUUCACGAUUCCAGUGGAGACAAAUGGCAGCGUUGCUGGCUUCUUUGGGCGUUCAGGGUCGUAUCUUGACGCACUUGGGGUCUACAUUCGCACAUACUGA
Phragmites australis (common reed) is the source of this 1841-nucleotide messenger RNA. RefSeq lists its product as uncharacterized. Gene Ontology annotation, molecular function: protein kinase activity; carbohydrate binding; ATP binding. The transcript is spliced from 8 exons. The record is from RefSeq and is a predicted model, not a curated record. Gene Ontology annotation, biological process: protein phosphorylation. Lineage: Eukaryota; Viridiplantae; Streptophyta; Magnoliopsida; Poales; Poaceae. Bases 45 to 1841 code for a protein of 598 amino acids.